This is a messenger RNA of Aspergillus nidulans FGSC A4, 2139 nucleotides long. RefSeq names its product trypsin-like serine peptidase. Gene Ontology annotation, molecular function: serine-type peptidase activity. The record is from RefSeq and is a predicted model, not a curated record. The transcript has 3 exons. Lineage: Eukaryota; Fungi; Ascomycota; Eurotiomycetes; Eurotiales; Aspergillaceae. The coding region runs from base 1 to 2139 and encodes 712 amino acids. Gene Ontology annotation, biological process: proteolysis.
AUGCCUCUCCUCUUCAACGGUAACCACCGCUCUUCGCUCUCGGAGAACGAGAUACCCGUCUGGGAUCUCAGGACCAGCUCUUCCGAGGUCCCGGACGAUGUCCAGUACCUCAAGUACGUCAAUGGCUCGCCCUCCCAGCUGGAGCAGGACAAUCGUAACUCUGUGAAUCGGAGGGAUAUCCUGCCUGGAGGCAAAUACCGCGGUAUCGCCAAGCUCUUUUUGCGCUUUGAGAACAGUGAGGCAGACACCUGGGUCGUUGCCACAGGCUUCUGUGUCAGAGAUGAUCUCGUCGCAACCGCUGGCCACUCCGUCUACAACUGGGAGUAUGAGCUCGGCGAGCUGACCGAAGCUAAGGUGUAUCUUGGGUACACCGGAAAGCAAAACAUUGACAACCCCGAGGUCGAGUUCCGCUUUGGCAAGCGAGUUGCCACAACCCCCGAGUGGAUGGAGAAGGGCGGUCGUCGCGAGGCUAACCUCGCCUUCAUCAAGCUGAACAAGCCGUUUAGGGAGGUUACACCGUAUGACUACCGGGAUACACCGGAAAGCGACAUGAUGAACAUCGGCGUUGUGGGCUUUGCCGGUGACCUCAAGAAGAACGGCGAGCCUGGUGCAACCCUGUACGAGUGCUUCCAAGACACGAAGUGGAGUCUAGACAAGUCCAGGUGGCAGAUGCUCGAGUAUCAAAUUGAUCCAUAUGGAGGCAUGUCCGGUGCUCCAGUUCUCGACGAAGACAUGAACUGCAUUGGCGUCCACACCUACGGCGGGGAGAGGAACUGCGCCACCGUCGUGGGCCACCACGGGCAUUCCUUCGAGCCCUACUUUGACGCUCUCGACUCCCGCACCGAGCGUCGGCGCGGAGGAAGGCAGCCCCAGCGCCGCGGCCGCGGUGGCAUCGACGAAGAGCAAGACCUGGUCUGUCAAAUCCUCAGACUCAUUCGGGACUUCCCCGAUCCCAUCCCACGAGAUAUUCUGUCGCCCGACACACGUCUCUCCCUCGGCCAGCUCGGCGUGCGCGCAGGUGCAGUCGCAAACAUUGCCCUUAGUGCUGCAGCCAACGCUGUCACUGAGGACGUCGAUACAUCCGACAAGAAUUUUGAAUUUGAGCGCGACCAAGCCUUUGACAACAUAACCCAGCGCGCCAUCCUUGCCGAAGCGGCCCUUGCAGCCGUCCAGCAAAUGAGCACUCGAUUGCGCCAGAGUGAGCACGUCUUCAACACCAUCACCCAAGUCGUGAUCGACCUCCUCCCAACCAUCCAGCAGGCCGGCUCAACUGUCAUCAAUUCCGCCCAGGAGCCCAUCCUCCGUCUCGCCCUCGACGAAAUCAAGAACGGCGGGAAGCGCUCUGGUCGCUCCGAGUCCAUCCCCUCGCUCCGCCAAUCCCGCGGUGCCGCCAGCAGACGCGGCCUCAGCGGCCGCAAGGCUCAAUUCGUCGAUGCCCUAUCCGAAGGCGCACGAGACGAACGCACCGAGCGAUUCGUCAGCAACAUCGCCUCGGACGGCCUCUCCGACGACGCUGAGAUCAAAUGGGAUAAUCUCAACAUCUCCAAGCACCUCCAGUCCACCUCAUCCAUCAUCGAGGCCGGUAAGAAGCAGCCGUCCGUGGUCGGCCCACUUCUUGUCUCUAAGGGCCAAAAGCGGCAGCAUGGCCAUGGCGUCCACCCCCAGCACCAAAUUAACCUGCAUAACCUGCACGAAUUGAUGGAGAUGGACCUGCAAGACGACGAAUUCCCGCUGUCAAUCGAGUGCCUCCCACUCAGGGCUGUUGUCGCCGAGGCAGCGCUCCAGGCUAUUAUCCGUAUCCAGCAGCGGGAUCUCGAGGACGAGGGCCUCUUCGACACUAUGCGCGAAGUGAUCCGCAAGCACGGCCCAACAAUCGUCAAGAUCGCACCCGCGGUGAUCCGCAAGGUUGCGCCCGUGUUCACGGCUAUCGCGACCGAGGGCGAGGAAUACGCUGUCGAAAAGGGUCGAGGCGAAUAUGGCUACAGCGGCAAGUACGCCACCAAGUAUGGCGCUCGUCGCGAGGGGAGUCCUCAGCGGUACAGCCUCACCACUAAGGCGAAGGGUCUUGCGAAGAGCAAGCUUGCAGGCACUGCUGCUGGCAUUUCCUCGGCUGAGAGGCAGUUCUUGCAGGCUUUCUAA